CAUCAAUCUAGGAAUAUGUCUCCUUAUAGGUAUAAAUAUAAUAAUAUAUAAAUAUACCUACAUACCAAGGGUGUUGUAGACGCUUCGAGCACUCGUCGGCAGUACACGCGCAGAGGACUGGAAGAGUGCAUCGCUGGCUCUCUAAACUGAGGACAUGAAAUUUAUUUCUGUUUUACUACUCUUUUCAAUGUAUUCGACGCUUUCUUAUAGUCAAGUUGAUUAUAGCAAGCUGCCUGAAGAUGAUCAACGGAGGCUUAGAGAAGCCGCACUGCUCCUGAACGGAAGCGACAGAUUAUUCCUAGUCGAAGGCGUAAAUGGCGUGUUACGCGGAAACAAUCACAUUUGCUGGUCUUCUUCUCGAAUUUUCGACAAUACUGUACCAGGAUUUCACCAUAAUAUGACCUACUAUACUACCCAGAACAUGAAAUCUACCAAGAGUCCCAUAUUAGAAAGCAGGUUCCCGUACUGGUAUGUGGGAACUGUUGAGAAAGUUCCAACGGUUCUUCUCAAGGUUACAGAUGCGAAAACACGAGAAUUUAAUAUAACUGGUGACUAUCUUAUUUUAGAGACGCAGCCUUCUUGCCUUGUUAUGGGUAUACUUACAGGAAACACGUAUAGCUCCACUUGUUUGCACUGGGUGGCACAGAACGGGUUCUCUGCCAAUCGCACGCUCUGCAAGGAUGUGUUUUAUAAAAAUUGCACAAAUUUAUGGGGCGACUGGUAUUUCUGGCGGGAAAAGUGCACGCCCGACAAUAAACCCAAACCGGCUCACCAAUAAUGAGUCCUUACCUCGAGUGCACAUUAUCAGUGUUAUAUUUUGGAAAUAUUGUUUGAAAUAAAAAUAAAGUUUUAUGA
Dermacentor silvarum is the source of this 855-nucleotide messenger RNA. RefSeq lists its product as uncharacterized. The record is from RefSeq and is a predicted model, not a curated record. NCBI's taxonomy places the organism in Eukaryota, Metazoa, Arthropoda, Arachnida, Ixodida, Ixodidae. The transcript is spliced from 8 exons. The coding region runs from base 155 to 778 and encodes 207 amino acids.